Messenger RNA from Danaus plexippus (monarch butterfly), 1216 nucleotides. RefSeq lists its product as uncharacterized. Lineage: Eukaryota; Metazoa; Arthropoda; Insecta; Lepidoptera; Nymphalidae. The record is from RefSeq and is a predicted model, not a curated record. Bases 847 to 1215 code for a protein of 122 amino acids. The transcript has a single exon.
CGCCGGCCCAGUGAGUGUGUCACGUGGUCUGCGCACGCGCAAUAUUAUUUGUAAUGUCGGUCAAUGCCCCGUACAUUAGAUAAAAAAAUACUCGAAUUGUUUACGUGGUUCGUUACGCAAAUGUCGUUCAGUGAUACAAUUAGAUUUGAUUAUUGUAACUGCUCCUUAAAGGACUGAUACUGCUUCGACGUGAAGAAUGGCUCUUAUCAUUGUGUACUCGUCUCGUUAGUUUUAUUAAUACAUUACACGAAAAACAUGAACCCCAGCGGUGGACCGUCGACCCUCAUAAAACAUCUAGAAUACUGGGAUCAUAGCGAAAUACGAACAGUAUUAUUCAAGAAACCCUUCCUUAACAGAAAUUUAUCAAAGAAAUUAAAUCGAAAACAAUUUUCCUCCGAAAAUUAUGAAACAUCAAAGAGACGCCUCACAUUAUAUACAAAGAACGGGGCACGGUGAAAACCUGUCUAGCGACUCUGGAAACCGAGGAAAGCUCUUCGACGAAAGUGGAAAAAGCUCACACAUACACACGAUGAGACGCGGGCCUGUGUGUGUAUAGCGGUGGGUGAGAGUGUGUGUUGCCGUGUAGCGAGACACGCACACGAAGGCGGCGUCGAAAACGAAAGUGUCCGAGCGGAGCCGACGGCGGCCGAGCCGAGCUCACCGAGUCAGUGGAACUCAGCGACGAAAGUGGGACAUCAGUCCGCGGUACGACGCGACACACGGCGGACGUGCGCAUAGAUCGCACAGAGCGCACAGGCCGCACACACCGCACAGGCCGUACAGGCACGCUCAGUGACAUAACCCGGAGCCGCCACCAUGGCGGCCGAGUGAAGCGAUCCUCCGACCAUGAUGGCUGUGGAGAGUCGACCGGCCAGCGCCGGCCCGGAGGCGCGCAGGGCUUCGGCCGCGGACCGCAGAGCGAUGAGCGCGGACUCGGAGCCCCGCACGCUGGCCGCACGAAAGGCCUAUCCUGACGAGGACGGAGAUGCUCCUCUGGACUUGACGGUGCACACACGUAAGGAGAUAGCCGUCAGAGACUUCGCCCGCCACCCGUUCGCGGACCCGGCGGAUUACGUGAGGGCCCAAGCCAUACUGAGGCAGUCGCGAGAGUUCCUGGCCCCGGGCCGAGACUCCGGCACCGACUCCGACGACUCCGCGGGCCGUCUCAGCCCCGAGGACCCCACCUCCGGAAGGCAUACAAGAAAUCCCUCAUGAA